UAUUCAUAUUUAGGGUGUAUUCACCUUUAAAUGCCCCCUGUGAAGAGCCAGCAGAGACCAGUCCAGCAGACAUCAGAGGAGACGCUCCUCAGCAGCUCUCACCUGCAGACACCAUGGACUGAUAAACAGCUCUGUUUGAGGCGAUGUGCAGAUUUGUUUGUCAUGGAAGCGGAAAUAAUACCAAAAUUCUCCUCCAAAGACGAGGAAAUUGACUUCUGGAAGGCUCUUUCCCUCAAGUACAAGGAAGGCUGCCAGGAGGCCCGUGAGGAGCUGCUGGAGUUCCAGGAGGGGAGCCGGGAGCUGGAGGCCGAGCUGGAGGCCCAGCUGGGCCAGGCCGAGCACCGCAUGAAGGACCUGCAGUCUGAGAACAACAGACUCAAGAACGAAGUGGAAACAAUCAAGGAGAGGUUUGAGCAUCAGUACGCUCAGAGCUACAAGCAGAUCUCCAUGCUGGAGGACGACCUCGGACAAACACGCAGCAUCAAGGAGCAGCUCCACAAAUACGUCCGAGAGCUCGAACAGUCCAACGACGACCUGGAGAGAGCCAAAAGGGCGACCAUCGAGUCUCUGGAGACCUUCGAGCAGCGUCUGAACCAGGCCAUCGAGAGGAACGCCUUCCUGGAGAGCGAGCUGGAUGAGAAGGAGUGUCUUCUGGUUUCUGUGCAGAGAUUAAAGGACGAAGCCAGAGACUUGCGGCAGGAGCUGGCCGUACGAGAGAGGCACUCCGAUGUGACCAGGAUGUCCGCUCCCAGUUCGCCCACGCAGGACGGCGAGAAGAUGGACACUGCUGUUCAGGCGUCCCUCUCUCUCCCCGCCACCCCGCUGAGCAAAGAUCUGGACAACGCCUUCGCCAACCCAACAGUUCUAUCAAACGGUUUUGGCAGCAACUCUCCGUUGACUCCUUCUGCCAGAAUAUCGGCCCUCAACAUCGUCAGUGAUUUACUCCGGAAAGUCGGGGCUCUGGAGUCAAAGCUCGCCGCUUGCAGGAACUUUGCCAAGGACCAGAAAGCGAGGAAGGCGUAUGCUCUCGACAACAGCAACGCGCUCAACGCAAACACCGCCAACUACUCGCAAUCACUCCACUCAUCAUAUUUUGACAAAGCCAGGACAGAGAUGGUCACAUUUCCUGCAUUGAUUCUGGCCGGCCGAUAAACGGACUGAAAGCCGGCCCCCUGGCAGCCAUCACGGCCCCGCCUGCUGCCUCCUCCCCGGGCUUAGUGCCCCUCGCUGUGUGACGUAAACCCAACGCACCCGUCAAAGAGAAGGCCUCAGACAAAUACUGUAAAACUUUAUUGAUGUACUGUUAUCCCGGGGCCCUCUCUGUUGUUCUGACCCGAUACGCUGUAACUCCGGGUCCCUGUCUGUAUAUCUCAUGUGUUUCUGUAUCUGCUGUUUGCUCACUGGCUUGUACAAAGAUCUACUCUUCACAUAUUUAACAAUUCCUCGAGGAUCUCUCACCCUGAUUUGUGAAAUGUGUGCACCAUAUCAUCUAAAAAGGGAAAUAUUAUGCAAUUCAAAUGUUGUUUUUUUUUAUUAUUUAACAGCUUUUUUCACUACUUUGACUAGCAAUAAAUUCAAUUAAGUCGAGUUAAGUGCACACUCUAUGGUACAGUAAAUAACCAGUUUAAUGGGUUGGCACAAGUGCAGAUGGCCUCCAUCAAUUAUUGAUGUUUUCCAAAUAUCCAACAUGUGAGCCUCACAGGUUAAUGUUUCCAGCAUUAUCUGUGAUUUUAACUGUUAUCUUGUGACCUGUUUUUAUUGGCUUUGACGCUGUUUUUAAAAGAAGGGAAGGAGAGUCUUUGUGUCCUUGUAGUGAGUCAAACACACCAUCUAUCCUCUGAGCUAUGUGACAUGAUGUGUACAGUAUUGGUCAUAUUGAUCGUUAUUUAUAGGCAGCCAUUGAAGCGGCGCUGUCGUGUUCAGACCAGUUAACCAGCAUCCUUGUCUUCUGUAGUCAAACUGUUUUAUCCUGCUUUUUAAAGGCUUUGAUUUAUUACACAACACGUUUUUUAAGUUCUGUCCACGAGUGAAGCACUUUGUGACUUCGUGUGAACUCACUUUUUUUAUUUUUUCAUUCAAGUGCAAUAUUGCCUGUUUGUUUUAGUUUGUGGGUUUAAUUUAUUUCUUUUACAGCAUGUUUUAAUAAAAGGUGUUAUUAUACUUCAUCUGUUAUGUUUGUAAUGUUUCAAUCCGUUCUUACUGUGGAGGAAAUUAGAAAUUAUUUUCAGUUAGAGCUACAACAAUUGAACUAUUAUGAAAGUGAUUAAUUGUUUGUUAUUUUUCGUGCAAAAACUUGAUCAUUCUCUGGUUCCAGCUUCUCAAAUGUGGAUAUUUGUUGUUUUUCUUUGUUUUUAUAUGAUUGAAUUAAAUAGAAUUUCUUUGAGUUUCAGUUAGCUGGUUGGACAAAAGAAGCAAUUUGAAGACGUCACAGACGUUUUUCAUUCUUUUACGAGUAAUCGAGAAAAUAAUGAGCUGAUAAAUCGAUGAUGAAAAUAACUCUCAGUUGGAGCUCUAUUUUCAGUAUCGAGCUAAGACUUGCACCAUUUGCCCUUUAAGUUAAGUAGUCAACGCUGCGCCCUGGUGGGCUAAAAUGUAAAUACAAGAAAAAGGAGCUGAUAUUAAGCAUUUCUUUUAAUUAUGUCUCAAAACAGACACAAAAUAGAAGAUAACAUUUCCCGUUCAUGUGUGUGAAUUAUCCAACAAUCAUCCACCGAUGCUUCAUUUAUCAAAACACAAACAAUUUGGCUUCUUGCACGACAGACGGAUGUCUCCAGUACAGAUGUCUUCAGUACAGAUGUCUCCAGUACAGAUGUCUUCAGGCUGUGUACAGGAGGAUAUUCAUGUAGAGUCCACAUCUGUAGAGUCUGAAGAAUAGUGUAGUACAACAGUGAGGUCAGUAAUAGUUCAGCUGCUGUCUCCUCUCUUCUUCUUGGCCUCCUCGAUCUGCCUCAUCCUCCUCUCCAGGACCUCCAUCCUCUUGGCUUCGUUGCGUUCUCGCUCCUGAGCCCUGAGCUCCUCCACAUCCUCAAAGAACCGG
Sebastes umbrosus (honeycomb rockfish) is the source of this 3037-nucleotide messenger RNA. It is a transcript of the gene ndel1a, whose product is annotated as nudE neurodevelopment protein 1-like 1a. Bases 31 to 1152 code for a protein of 373 amino acids. NCBI's taxonomy places the organism in Eukaryota, Metazoa, Chordata, Actinopteri, Perciformes, Sebastidae. Gene Ontology annotation, biological process: cell migration; vesicle transport along microtubule; centrosome localization. The transcript has 10 exons. Gene Ontology annotation, molecular function: microtubule binding. The record is from RefSeq and is a predicted model, not a curated record. Gene Ontology annotation, cellular component: centrosome; kinetochore; kinesin complex.